AUGGCCUCGCGGUUUAAUAAUCGGCUUUCAGACGGCAAGUUUGGCAAAGUUUCACAAAUAAAUACUUCCCACACGAAGGAAAGGCUACCAAAGGCAAUAAAUUCAUGGCGAAAAACAGCAAGAGUAGAGUUUGAACCACCACCGAAAGUUCCGAAGCUCGUAAAUACGCGAACGGUGACGGUAUGUACAAGAAAAGAAAUUUCAUAUUCAAUAAUUUCGCUGCAUUUCGAUAGAAUUUUCGCUAAACUUACAAGUAAAAUGGUUGCUCUUGAUAGGAACAACGGAAAAUAGAGGAAAAUAUGCCACAUGGAGCGAGAAUCAUCGAUAUUGAUGUUUUGAAAGGCAAGCUUCAGAAAUGUCAAUUUUGUCUAAAAGGUAGCUGCGCGGUUUGACAAUUUUUUAUCACACCUUUUAGUCUAUAUUUGUACAAAUUUAACACAGUAUUUUACUUGAUUUUGUUUGUUUUUCUCGUCCAAGCUACUAAAGAAAAAUACCUGAACACUCUUAUGCAAAACAAAUCAAAAUAGUAGCAGCUUGUACAAGUCAAAAACAAAUAAAUAAAUAUUUCACUUGAUUUUUUACAAAACAAAUACAUAUUUCACUUGAUUUUGUUUGUUUUUCUUGCUCAAGCUACUAACAAAAAAUAUCUGAACACUCUCUUAUGCAAAACAAAUCAAAAUAGUAGCAGCUUGUACAAGCAAAACAAAGAAAUAAAUAUUUCACUUGAUUUAGUUUGUUUUUCUUGCCCAAGCUACUAACAAAAAAUAUCUGAACACUCUCUUAUGCAAAACAAAUCGAAAUAGUAGCAGCUUGUACAAGCAAAACAAAGAAAUAAAUAUUUCACUUGAUUUUUUACAAAACAAAUACAUAUUUCACUUGAUUUUGUUUGUUUUUCUUGCCCAAGCUACUAGUACAAAAAAUACCUGAACACUCUCUCAUGCAAAACAAAUCAAAAUUCUAACUACAAAUGCUAACUACAGUAUAAACAGCAACAGAACAUCAUAAAACAUAUUCAAUCUUAUAGCCUAUUUUGUGUAAAAAUAUGAAAUAUCAAUUCCUGAUACUAGUGUAGUAGAGAACAAAUUUAUUUAUAUACGUCUACAUAUACCAGACAAUUUAAAAUUCUAAAAUUUAGGUCCAAUAUCCUUGGCCAACAUUAUUGAUGAAAAACAAUAUGGUUUAGCAAGUCAGUUCAGAGUAAAAUGCCAGUUCUGUUCCAAGCAAAAUAUAAUUAAUACCUCAGCAUCUCAUAAGUCUGGCAAGUCUGGACCAAAGGCAUAUGAUAUCAACUCUAAAGCUACAUUGGCUAGUUUACAUGCAGGGAUUGGUGAAACACAUCUAAAAAGUAUUUUGUCAGUAAUGAAUAUCCCACCAAUGAGUCGAGCUUCCUUCAAAGCCCGAGAACGAGGAACAGGGAAGGCUGUAGAAGCUGUCGCAAAAGUCUCAUGUGAGGAAACAAUUGCAAAUGAGAAAAAACAAUUGAUAAGAAUCGGGGAAGAACCUGAUGAAAACAAUUUAGUGUCUGUUCCUUGUUCCUAUGACAUGGGCUGGCAGAAACGGGGAAAGGGAUUUAAUUCUAACACUGGUCAAGCUGCUACCAUGAGUCAAACUACAGGAAAAAUUUUUGAUUAUGCUACAAAGGUUAAGAAAUGUCGAACUUGUGAGUAUGCACAACGUACCAGUACAAAUGCAAAGGUUCAUGAUUGCCGUAAAAACCACACUGGUUCAUCUAAAGCCAUGGAGCCAAUAUCUGCAGUUGAACUUUUUAAAAAUGCUCCAAAACAUGGCAUUAAAUACUCCACAUAUACCGGUGAUGAUGACUCGACAACUGAAUUAUAUAUAAACCAACAAGUUCCUUAUGGUGUUGAGAAGUUCAGUGACAUAAUACACAUUAAACGCUCACUCACAACAAGAUUGUACAACCUGAGCAAGAUGGCACAGAUUAAGGAGUGCUCUUCACUGUCAUCAAAAGUUAUUGAAUACCUUGUUAAGUGCUUUUCAAUUGUGGUUGCCCAAAACAAAAGUGAUCUUGAGGCGAUGAAGUCGUCCCUAAAAUGCAUUGUCCUACAUUCCUUUGGUGACCAUGCUAGUUGCAAUGAGUCAUGGUGCAGAUAUAAACAAGAUCCCAUUGCCAUUGGCAAGGACUUGUAUGGCACUGCCUUGAAGUCAGCCCUUAAAAACAUCUUCAGCCAGUAUUACAGUGACACCAUGAUUAAAAAACUUGGUCCAGCUGCCAACUCCCAAAGGAACGAAUCAUUUAACAGCACAGUAGGCUCCAAAAACCCCAAGAUCAGGUACUACGGUGGAAGUGAGAGCAAUGACUUUCGGGUGGCUUGUGCGGUGGCUCAGACCAAUGUUGGUUACGGUUAUGUUUGUUGCACAUUCAAAGCAUUAGGAAUAGAUCCUGGAUUGAACUGUACCAAAUACACCUGCAAAAUGGAGAAAAAGAAAAGUAAAGAUAUCGACAGAAAAAAACUCAAUUUUAUUCAAGCAGCGCAGAAAUCAACUUCAUAG
This is a messenger RNA of Paramuricea clavata, 2514 nucleotides long. NCBI's taxonomy places the organism in Eukaryota, Metazoa, Cnidaria, Anthozoa, Malacalcyonacea, Plexauridae. The record is from the annotation of a GenBank genome assembly.